Molecule: messenger RNA, 984 nt
Organism: Camarhynchus parvulus
Lineage: Eukaryota; Metazoa; Chordata; Aves; Passeriformes; Thraupidae
Gene: NPBWR1
Product: neuropeptides B and W receptor 1
Exons: 1
Coding region: 1-984 (327 amino acids)
Biological process (GO): neuropeptide signaling pathway
Cellular component (GO): membrane; neuron projection
Molecular function (GO): neuropeptide binding; neuropeptide receptor activity
Source: RefSeq, a predicted model, not a curated record
AUGGAGAACUCCUCCCUCCCUGAAACCAAUUCCUCAUGUGCAGACUGCACUGGAAGAGGACAUGGGAGUCUGAAUAUGUCCACUACUCCAGUAAGCCCCAGGUACUACAUCACAAUGCCUGUCAUCUACUCUGUCAUCUGUGCUGUAGGACUGACAGGCAACACUGCUGUCACCUAUGUCAUCCUCAAAGCACCAAAGAUGAAAACAGUAACAAACAUCUUCAUCCUCAACCUGGCCAUUGCUGAUGAGCUCUUUACCUUGGUGCUGCCCAUUGACAUUACUGACUACCUGCUCCUGCAGUGGCCCUUUGGAGAGCUCAUGUGCAAGCUCAUCAUCUCCAUAGACCAGUACAACAUUUUCUCCAGCAUCUACUUCCUCACUGUCAUGAGCAUUGACCGCUACCUCAUUAUGGCGGCCACCACCAAGUCCAGGAAGGUGUCCUACCGCACCUACCGAGCGGCCAAGAUUGUCAGCCUCUGUGUCUGGUCCUUCGUCACCAUCAUCAUCCUGCCCUUCGCCGUCUUUGCCAAGAUACACAAGGAGCAGGGGCGCUCCCACUGCGUCUUCGUGUUCCCGCACCCUGAGAGCAUGUGGUGGAAAGGCAGUCAGAUCUACACCCUUAUUUUAGGCUUUGUCGUCCCAGUGUCCACCAUCUGCACCCUGUACGCCACCAUGCUGUGCAGACUGAGACACGUGCAGCUCCACUGCAAUGCAAAAGCUCUGGACAAAGCCAAAAAAAAGGUGACACUGAUGGUGGUUGCUAUCCUGGGUGUGUGCCUGCUCUGCUGGACGCCCUUUCACCUUAGCACAGUGGUGGCCCUCAUCAUGGACAUCCCACAAACUCCACUCAUCAUUGGGAUUUCCUAUUUCAUCACCAGCCUAAGCUAUGCCAACAGCUGCUUCAACCCUUUCCUGUAUGCCUUUCUGGAUGGAAGCUUCCGGAGGAGCUUUCGCAGACUGAUCGAUUGCAGAGCCACCUCAUAA